CAUGUUUACCUCAUGGUGCCCAAUAGGCUAUCAAGGUGAUACCAAGGGAGCUGACGGCACUGACAAUGCUAUAAGCAACAACAAAGGUGCCACUGAUAAGCAAGUCAAGGAACACCUCAAUGGACUCUUCUCCCUAGUACAGGGACUAGGUGGUACUGCAGUGGUACGGACCUACAUAGACCAGUUGGCACAGGUACUCAGUGCACUAGUUGGGUGGAGUAGUAUAGAGAAGUGUUGGAGCAAUGGUGAGUGCAAGAAGGUUCAUAGCAGCGAUCUCAAUGGCAAUCCGCACGGUGGCAGUGGCUGCAAGUAUCUAGAGGAUAAAGACUCGGAGAACAAGUGUGGCACGUGUGGGUGUAUGAAAUAUGUAGUGAUUAACGGCACCGAUUGGGUACAACUGGGAAGGGGGUGUACAAGGUGUAAGGAUAGUGGUAGUGAAGACGAUAAGAAGAAGCAGGAGUGUAAGUGUGGUACUGGUGGUGGCGGUUGUAGUGCUGGCGAGGAGUGCAAAUGUGCUCUAGCAGGCAAAUGCUGCAAGUGUUGUUGUACGGAUUGUAGGGGGAGGUGUAAGGAGGAGUGUAGUUGUGAUAAGGAGAAGAGCAGCAAUGGCACCUACAAUGAGGAAUACAGAAUACAUAGCUAUACAUCGGCAUAUCCAUACAAGCCAAUUCUGAUAAAAGAUUCGUACGUUGAAUCCAAGCGAGUAGAUGUCAAACCAUAUUGGAAAGAUUUGACAGACCUUCCAGAUUACUACCCAGGUAGUGCCUCAAGUAGACGCCACCACUGUGCCCGUAUCCUCCUAGGCUCAGUAUGUCUCAUUUGGAGUGGAAUUACUUAUAUGCAUUGGACUGGUAAAUGGCACAUUACUAGUCCUUACUGGAAUAAUCACAUCCUGGACGGUAGUAGUCUAGAUGAUGGGAGUUUAUCUCAGUGGUUACAGGCCCUAGGGUUUCCUAAGGAUAUGCUGAAUGACAAAGGGCCGAAAAAUAGAUUAGAUCAGGUUAUAUGGGAUGGGUUCAUGGGAAAACUGUUUCUAGGGUUUACUCACCCUAAGGGUAGUAAUGCCGUUGACGGUAAUACAGCAAAACAACCGUACGAUAUGAAUUACGCCGGAUUUGUACAUACUGCACAUAGGGAUUCGUUCAACAAUGAAGCUAGAGUGUUCAAGAAUGGUGACGACUCUAGUACUAGUGACAUUGACCAGAACAAGAUCGGUGCCAUUUUCAAGCUCUAUAUUAUAUCAUGUGCCUAUUUUACCGGGUUACAGAAAAGGACUACAGAGAGUACUCCAAGGACUCCCAAGACAAUCCGUGAGAUCCUAUACUGGCUUAGUGCAUUGCCCUAUAGUUCGGCAUAUAAGGAUAUGCUAGGUUACGCUAAGGAAAGACUAGCAGAAGUACUCAAGAAACCCGGAGACAAUGCAUCCACGACCGAGCAGUCCGAACUGAAUUUCCACCAGACAGGCCGUUGGCAUCCCAUUACAGUUCAUCAAUAUAACCUCUUUGCCCACUUCCAGGCAGUGACCCAGUAUUGCCCAUUGGUCCUCAUAGGUAUACAGGGUGGACUACAUAGUACUGACAGUACUACUCCUGCCAUUCAUGCCCUGUAUGCUAACACGGAGUGUAAUUUCACCUAUCCCACUGUGUCCAUCCAAGCAUACAACCAGGUGGUUCACUACAUUAGGGCUCUGUUCUACCAACUCUAUUUACUUAGGAAGCAGUGUGCAGUGAAAGUUGCUAUGGGAGGGAAGUGGAGAGAGUGUAGGUAUGGUAAGGAUGUGGUGUCCAAGGGGGUUAUCAGUUGGAUGUGCCUGGGGUGUAACCCCAUGGAGCAUGAUAGGAAAAGUAGGGUACAGAAGGUAAAGGGGGUGUUGGAUGGGAUGAAGACAGGUAGUGAUGCAGUAGUGAAGUCUCUAGUGGAUGUGUUGAAGGAUAUAGGGGAUGUAGUAGUACAAUUGGGUAAUGCCCAGGAGGUAUUGGAAAAGGAUAUUAAGAAUGAGAGUGUGGCAGUCGACGCACUAAAGAAAGUGUCAGGAGGGAAUGGGAAGAAUGGUAAUCUACAUACGGUAUUAGAGGCGGUACUAGAGGAGGUGAAGGAGAAGGUGACGGCACUAGAGGGGGUGGUGGAGAAGGUGAAUGGACUAGAGGGGGAGAAAAAGAAGGCACUUGAGAAGGCUAAAACGAAACUAACGGAGGCUACGACAGCACUAAAUACGGCUAAGGAAAUGGUGAAGCAAGGCGAUAAAAAAGACAAACUUAAUGCUGCUCAUCAUUGGAUACGUCAAGUUGUAGAAUCAUUGCUUAUAUUGAAGGAUUGGUGGAAUAACAUAAAGACAAACGGAUGCCAAAAGCAUCUGCAGGACGACAUUGCGAAUGCCAUAGACAACAUGGAAGACAUUGUAGGCAGCACUAGAUGUGCCCCGUGCCACGACCAUUCCACCAAGUGUGGCCAAAAGCCAGAGUCCAGGCACUGUGAGAAAUGCCACCAACAAUACAUGGAUGGUUUCCCCUCCCCCCUCCAGGCAUUCCUCGAGAAUAGAUUGCCAGGCUUUAGUUGUGAGGUAGUACGAAACACUGACACAGACAACGACACGCCAGAGUACCCACCCGCUGCAUCCCACUUAGGACACUGUGGUGGUUCCGGCCAAUGCUGUCCACUGCCAAUGGGUUUCAGAGGGAAUUUCCACAGUGGCAGCACCAGUGAUAUGACUGGCCAACGCCUUUAUGGCAUCCUCUACUUUUUCAGUAACGAGCACAUGAUGCAAUCUUGUGCCUAUAGGCUAGUCAGGGUUACUUCCGCACUCAGUGCUACGACACCACAGGUAUUGGGUGAUGUAUUCGGGUUCUUUAGGGGUGGUGUAGGAAAUCCAGUGAAAGGAGAGAACCAGAAGGGACAGAAAAACCAACAAUGUGGACACAUUGGGUCAUCAUCUGAGAAGGAGCAUGAAGACAAGUACUUCUGUGGCUGGUGCGCUUCUGGGUUACGGGAUGUAGUGAAAGAGAUAGAGUGGAUCCAAAAGGUAGUGGGUGGUGACGACUACAGAACGAGUGUAGGACAAGCACUGAUAAAUAUUAAAGACGACAAGGACAGUGCUGCUACUGCCAAUACUUCCCUCUCAACACUCACUGACAGUAACCACUACGUAUCCCCCCUAACCGGUGAACUCUAUACAGCAGUGAGUGCCACUUUCGGUGGAACAUACCUCUCAUGGGUACUGUAUCUAUCAGAUGCACUUCAUUCAGGACUAGAGUCACUCUCUGAGGCAUUCCGUAAUAUUGAAUGCCGGGGAUGUAAAGGAUGUGACCCCAAUAAGUGCAGAAAGGGAAGUCAUGGUGAGACGGGCAAUGCACAAUACAUGGUUUCAGCUACGGUAACCCAUUCAACCUGGAGGGGUACCAGCAGGAGGGGGAAAAGAAUGGAGGGAGAUUAUAGUAUUGAGAAGAAGGAGAAUGGGAAGAAGCAGUGUCACCAAUUCUUGGACAGCUUGAAGAAGGUAAUAGAGAGCACUGAGAAGGCCACCUCUCAGAAGGACCACCCCCUCAGCAACCUACUUACCCAGGUUGGCCAGCUCCAAUACGACAUACGGCUCCCCUGGAUCUUUGUGCUGACCGCAGACUGGCUAGUAGCGGUACUCUACCUCGCAUUUGGUGCCUUAUGGCCACUGGACUGGACAUAUAUGAGGUCACAUUGGUUACGGGGUGGUGAGCACCAGUGGCAAUGUAUGUGGUAUAAGGUGAUGACGGGACGGAGGGGGGUGGAUCUGAUGGAGUAUUUUGGUAGGAUGUAGUGGCGACGUAGUGGCGCCUUCGGCGCAACGGUGAUAUAAUGUGGUAGUUA
Molecule: messenger RNA, 3837 nt
Organism: Babesia bovis T2Bo
Lineage: Eukaryota; Apicomplexa; Aconoidasida; Piroplasmida; Babesiidae
Product: variant erythrocyte surface antigen-1 alpha subunit
Exons: 3
Coding region: 2-3787 (1261 amino acids)
Source: RefSeq, a predicted model, not a curated record